CGGCCAACAACCACUGCACGAGCCAGUAAAUCAGCAUUGCUACAGCCGGCCCCGUUCAUUGAUCACCACUGUAUCUCGUUAUGCCGCGAGAAGUCACGCCCGCGACUCUUCCCCAGGUCAGUGCACAGUCGAAACCAGCAACUCUUCUUCCACCCAAGCUCGCUCACCUAGCGGAAGUCUGUUUCGAGGAAGAACAAUACUCCAAAGGCAUUUCAUUCUUACUCAAUACAACGUCUUAUGGUUCUUUCAUCCUCCCGCCUGUACCUCUCGGUUUAAUUGCCACACUUCUCGUACAUCCUCGAGCGGAUGCCGAGACAAACGAGGCAGAACUGAGUGUGCGCUUGGCUGCAGAACAAUUAUUGGCGGAUCUGGUCAACAGAGGGCAGGACAAGUGGUUUGAGGCAUGGUCAUCAAUGUCAAAAGGACGUGCAGCGGCAGGUUCGCGAGGUUCACGGGCUAGACGUGACGCCGUUAUUCUCGAAGGCUCAGAUGCCGAAGACGACGAUCAUGAGAGACUAGGACCCCUGGGUGGAGGUGAAAGCGUGUUUGCCCGUGUUGAUUCUAUCUGGAACCUCUUGGGAUUCGGGCUCUGGACGUCAUGUGCUUCUGGUCCUAGCUCCCAACAAUGGCAGUUAUGGCGAAGAUUAGUACUACAUGUUAUACAAGUCUUGGAACACGAUCUCGGAGAUGGUCGGGAAGUUCAAGGAUCUCUAGUGAUGCAAUAUCUCCGACAGGCAGACCCAACACGACCUAAUUUCAAUGCGGCGUUACGCACGAUCUUCGCGAACGACAAGGAGGAGGACGAAGCAUACAACAAUUGGAGAGACCCGUAUCCGGAUCAUAAGCUGCGAAAACAGCCCUCUUCUUCGCAGACCGACGAAGCAUCACAAAUGACAUCGUCACAACUGAUAUCGUCUCAAAUCAGUACCUCACAGCGUAGUGCUAAGGAGCGAUCCUCUUCAAUGACUGUCGACGACGAAGCCUUGGAGAUCUGGGGCGGUCUUGACUCCCUUAACAUCCGAACCCGGCUCAUAUCAAUUCUUUUCACCGUCGCCUCAGCCACAAACACCGUCGAUACUCUCAUCACCUCUCUAUCAUCAUACAUCACUCCGCUGCCACCUUCGCAGUUCUGCCUCUGGGUACGCCGGAUAACACUCGCACCAGGAAACACAGCACGGAAGCUGCAUAUACACCUCGCACUUCUACAGUCACUCGCUUCUUUCAGUGGCGCUGGACGUGGUGCACUUGUUUUGAACGAGGACUUCCUUGUCUCGCGUGUCCUUCCUUGCACCGCAAGGCGGACGACAUCCCUGGUAGAUGUUGCCCGAAUCUCGUUUUUAGUGGAGUCUUUCUUUCGUACGUGGCUUGUUUUGAAUUCUCCACUCAAGACCGGACGGGAAGAGCUGAGAGAUGUAGUGGAGAAAGGGACUGAGAACCGGAAGGCUAAGUUGAAGGCAAAGUCACAGCCAAAGUCUAGAGGUGGUACGCCAACGGAAGAAAUUGAGGAGGAAUGUUGGCGGUUGAUAAACAUGACGGAGAUGCAGAUGAGAAUAAUCGACGACUGUGCGACCGUCGAAAAAUGAUCGUGUGAGUGAAAACGAUAUACCCUGUUAUACCCAAGGAAGCAAUCGAGCAUUACUUUCGGGGCUUUUAAUGAAGAACCACAAUAGCUCAUCGCAUAUAGCUUAACGAUGAAUCAAAACGAUAGAUUUACCCACCUAGCUAAAUGUCCCUUCCAACUACCAAACGCUUCCUUGUACCGUUAGCCGUUGUGAAUCCA
Saitoella complicata NRRL Y-17804 is the source of this 1780-nucleotide messenger RNA. RefSeq lists its product as uncharacterized. The transcript has a single exon. The coding region runs from base 81 to 1583 and encodes 500 amino acids. Lineage: Eukaryota; Fungi; Ascomycota; Saitoellomycetes; Saitoellales; Saitoellaceae. The record is from RefSeq and is a predicted model, not a curated record.